AUGUCUUCCCCUAUCAAGAAGACUCCCGCCAAAGGCGAGCCCGCCUUCUCCGCCCGCGAGCUCGAGCUCCUCGGCAAGGCCCUCCAGGCCAACAAGAACGACGUCGCAAUCGACUACCCCAAGUUUGCAGAGUUGGGUGGGUUCAAGAAUGCCAACUCCGCCAAGGCGUCCUGGCACAAGUUGAAGGAGAAGUUCGAGCGUGCCCGUGGCCCAGUAGUCGCAGAUGGUGCUGCAGAUCCGAAGACGAGUGACGAGGACGAGAAGGCCGCCGACGUGCCCAGGACUCCAGCCUCCGGCAAGAAGCGCAAGGCGGCUGCCGUCAAGGGCGAGGAGGGUGAAGACACCCCCAACAAGUCCGCCAAGAAGGGCCGCAAGCCGGCUGCGAAGGGCAAGAAGACUAUCGCUGCUGCUGCCGACGAGGAGGUCGAGAGCAAGGCGGAGGUGAAGAAGGAGAGCGACGAUAGCAACGAGGAGGGCGAGAAGAGCGACGACAAGGAGAAGGGCGAAGAGAAGGCGGAGGCCGUCAAGGACGAGUCUGAGGAGGAGGCAUAG
Zasmidium cellare ATCC 36951 is the source of this 552-nucleotide messenger RNA. RefSeq lists its product as uncharacterized. The transcript is spliced from 3 exons. The record is from RefSeq and is a predicted model, not a curated record. The coding region runs from base 1 to 552 and encodes 183 amino acids. Lineage: Eukaryota; Fungi; Ascomycota; Dothideomycetes; Mycosphaerellales; Mycosphaerellaceae.